Peniophora sp. CBMAI 1063 is the source of this 972-nucleotide messenger RNA. NCBI's taxonomy places the organism in Eukaryota, Fungi, Basidiomycota, Agaricomycetes, Russulales, Peniophoraceae. The record is from the annotation of a GenBank genome assembly.
AUGUUCGCCCUCUAUUCACUGUAUUGGUCGCUGGAUGUCUACCUUCUGUGGGCCAAAUUCGACUAUCUGCUGUUACCUCAACCGGCGAGUGCACCUGGCAUAAGCAUAACGCAGGCAUCUUGGAAAGGUGCGCCCACGACGGGCGGUCUUCCACCGGGAUCUUUCCCGAUGCUCUUUGUCCAAUGGCUUACUGGGAUGAUAUUGAUCGUGCUCGGGGACUUUGUCUCGCUGUGGAGAGCGUGGGCAAUAUUCGGGAAGCCUAGGUGGCUAUAUAUCGUGCUUGUGAGCACCGCUGCGAUUGAAAGCGCCAUCUUCAUCAUGCUAUUUGUUAGUACUUCACCUGCAUAUCUUCCUACCUCUUCAGCGUUCGCUCGCGUCUCGGCCAAAGCCAGGGUUCCCCUCACAUUCCUUGGAUACUCAGUGACCGGUCUGGCUCAGAUAUCCGCCACGUCUCUGAUAGCCUACAAGGCUUGGGCACAUUGGAGGGAUGUCCGGGAAGUCGCGAAGUCUCGCAACGUAGCCGCGCUGGUCGUCGUGAUCGAAACGGGGAUCGCCUACGUACUCUUACUGGCAUUCUAUGGUUUCGUAGACUUCUUCGAACCCAAGAACAGCGGUUGGAACGUGGCGAGCGUAGAUAGGUUCUACAGCGUACCACUCAUCGCUAUGUAUCCGACGCUGGUCGUCGUUCUCGUAGCUUCUCGGCGCACUGUGCUGGAAGAAGCAAGCACCGGAUCCUUGGGCGAUAUGCAAUUUGCGACGGGCGUAGUCAACAGAACAGAGAGCGUGAGUCACAUUCGCGACGUGGGGCGAACAGCGCAUACGACGAAUCGCGAAAGCUACGACUCAGAGUAUGAUAUAGGCAGGGUAACGGGGGGUGCACGCGAUGCUGUGACAUCCAACGGCGAGGAACUAGCACCGAUGGAAAAGGGGAUGGUGUUCCCCAUUGGUCCAUCGCGCUUCUCAGUGGUCUAG